AUGGUCAACGUCUUUUCCCGCCUCGUCCGGCGCGCAACCAGCUCCGGCAGCGCCGCCGCAGAUACCGGUGCAAAAGCACCACAUGCUCAAACUGAACAUGGACCCCCGUUAAGUCGAACACUAAGCGCCAGCUCGGCGAAACGACUCCGCCAUGCACCUGCAGAUGAAGCAGUGCCGAGAUAUCUUCUCUUGAUAUCAGAUUCGGCGGAUUUCGACCCACAUAUCUUGCACCGGUUCCAAGCGGAGGGGUUUGAUGUCAAAUCUAUUGGGUUUGUGGGUAGUGGAGAUUCAGAGCGAGAUCGAAGGGCGCUUGAGAAUGCCGUUCAUGAAAAGGAGGAUGAAUUGGAGGAAGGGGAGAGGUAUGCUAUUGUUGCAUACAGCCGCCCUGCAUACUACCUCCUCGGUUCUCACCACCUGACAUCAAGCAAUACAAAUCCAUUCCCGCGGCUCUGUGCCCUGAUCGCAUAUUACCCACUCACAUCCACCGACCAAUGGUCACGGGACUAUCAUGCUGGCGAAGCUGCUGGCCCGGCAUGUUGUACCGCGGACUCAAUCUUCGAGCCCGGUCCGAAUACUAAUUACCUGCCCAUUCAAAUCCAUCUACCGGGUCACGAGGUGAAGCCUACGUUUUGGCCUUGGAUCGGAAUUAGUGCGAGUGAGGGCGAUACGACGUAUAAAAAGAGGCAUAGGUGCUAUGUGUAUGCAUAUCCGGGGGCUAAGGCGGGGUUUGCGGAACGGGAUGUUGAGGGGAGGGUUGAUGAUGGGGUUAAUGCGCAGUUGGCUUGGAGUCGGGUUAUCGGGUGUUUGAGGAGGGCGUUUGGGAUUGGGAGUAAUUGGGCGGUUGUGGAUAUUGAGACUGUUUGGGAGGAGUAUUGGGCCAGGAUUAUGGUUGGUCUUGAUGAUGGGAAGGAGAGCAAGGGUCAGGGUGAGGGGCCGUUGGAGUUGAUGGUUAUGAAGGGGCAGGCUCAUGAGGGGAAUAUGCGGGGAAGGAUGGAUAUGCAUGAGGGGGAGGGGCCUGCUCUUGUGUGUGUGCCUUCGAAGGCUGGUGGGUCUAAUCCGAAGACUUUGGAGUCAUUCUUUGCGGGGACUUUUAUUCCGAAUGGACCCGCGAGCCAACGUAUUCGACUUUUGUCGAGGACCGUAGGCGCGGAUCAGAUUGUUGAUGAGAUAUCGUUCUCUUUCAGACAUACCGCGGAGAUUCCUUGGCUUUUACCUAGCGUGGCACCUACAAACCGUGACAUUCAGACUGUUAUUGUUGUGGUGGCUUGUUUCUGUGCAGACAAGAUUGUCAAGCAAGUUUUGUACUGGGAUCAGGCUGAUGUGCUUGUACAAGCUGGAUUGCUGGAUCCAAAACUUGUGCCGAAGACCAAUGCAGUUCGGUAG
Molecule: messenger RNA, 1383 nt
Organism: Penicillium atrosanguineum
Lineage: Eukaryota; Fungi; Ascomycota; Eurotiomycetes; Eurotiales; Aspergillaceae
Product: dienelactone hydrolase
Exons: 3
Coding region: 1-1383 (460 amino acids)
Biological process (GO): polyketide metabolic process
Source: RefSeq, a predicted model, not a curated record